AGAUGUGGACAGGCUGGGUUUACCUUCGACUAGAGGAGAUUAAGAGAGGGGACAUUGUGGAGGUGGGAGACAGAGAGAGUGUGCAUGUGUGUGAGUGAGAGUGAGAGAGUGUGUGUGUGUGUGUGUGUGUGUUUUGAAGUGUGUGUGUGUCUGUGUGUAUGAGUGUGUGUCUGUGUAUUUGUGAGUGUGUGUGAGAGAAAGAGUGUGAGAGAGAGUGUGUGUAUAAGUGUCUGUGUGUCUGUGUAUGAGAGUGUGUGUUUGUGAGUGUGUGUGUGAGAGAGAGUGUGUGAGAGAGAGUGUGUGUAUGUGUCUUUGUGUAUGUGUGUGAGUGUGUGUCUGUGUGUGUGUAUGAGAGUGUGUGUGAGAGAGAGUGUGUGUGUGUAUAAAAGCCUGUGUGUGUGUCUGUGUGUAUGAGUGUGUGUCUGUGUAUGAGAGUGUGUGUUUGUGAGUGUGUGAAAGAGAGAGUGUGUGGGUGUGUAUAAGUGUGUGUGUGUGUAUGAGAGUGUGUGUGUGACAGAGUGUGAGUGUGUGUAAGUGUGUAUGUAUGUGUGUAUCUGUGUAUGUAUGAGACUGUGUGUGUUUAUGUGGGUGUGAGAGAGGGUGUGAGUGUGUUACUGUGUGUGUGUGUGUGUGUGUGUGUGUGUGUGUGUGAGUGUGCAAGUGUGAGAAAGACUGAGGGACACCCUAAGGGAUGGAUUUAAACCCGGAAACCAUGGACCGAGGAGAUGUUCCGAUAGUGGCCUUGGAGCCGGACGCUUCAGGCUCAAGCACAGCCAAUGUUGAAGGAAACAUCGUGGUCAAAACCUGCUGAGCGCCCAUCGCAGCCCUUUCCGACUCACACCAACGGUGGGAAUGAAGAGCCAGGAAGAGAUUCCCGGGAGGAAAUCGGACCCUGGACCAUCAGUCUCCGUGGGCACAGGCCAUAACCAGCCGUGGCAACUCGAGUCCUUUGGUGGACUUUGGUGCCCAUGGAUGUAGUGGGGGCCUACCUCUUGUACCGGCCAAGGAGGAUCCAGACAAAGGGAAAUACACGAUGACGGAGCGGGAGGCGAACGUGGAUGCACCAGAGAUGCUGGGAGCAAGAGCGGCGAAUGAUGGAACGUUUUCGGGACUAGGGGCCAUCAUGGAGGAAGGGGACGAUUGGCCACAUGAGGUCACGGGAAGGCCGGCAUCACCAGAAGAUGCCAACACUGGGAUUAAAGGAGCAGAGGACAUUCCCUCAGACAUACAUCUGUACAGUGUGAGCAGAUUCUACUGUCAGCGCCUCCUACAGGCAAUGAAUGAGUUCACAGACAGAGUCACAGUCACACCACUCGAUCAGGCUUUGUUCUACAGCCAGGAGCAGGAGGGAGUGGAAGCUGGGAAGGACAGUUCGACCCAUUUCCUGAAGCUGCUGGAAGAGAGAGAUAAGCCGUUCGGAGAAACCAUGGUGCAUUUCUUGGAGAGGUUGAGAGAAGUCAAGCAGGAACUACAGAGUGUCUUGAAGGAUAUUAAUGAUCGAGAAGGGUGUGAGGAAGCUCCCGACAAGUGGGGCGAGCGUGCCCGGGCCUGGGGCACGGACGGCGCCAGCCGGCAGCGGGAGGCUGGGAUUGAGGAGGCCGUGAGGAGGAAGAGGAGGUUGCUGGAGGCGAUGCACUUCAUGGCGGACAGCUGCAACAGCAGGCUUCUGCAGAUGGGCCGGAUCGCUCUGGGGGACCCUCUCCACCCUGGGAGGGCGCUGAGGCUGUGCCCUCUGGAUUGCUCUGUGUUGGCGGUGAGCCUAGCCCCGAUGGCUACCAUCGAGGAACUCAAUCUCGGCCAUUGUUGGAUUGGCCCAGAGGGUCUGCAGAGAUUAUCCGCCAUAUUGCCUCAGUGUCGGAGCCUCAGGUUGAACUGGAACGGCCUGGGAGACUCGGGAGCGAAAAUACUGUGCUCCGCGCUACGCGAGCCGGCCUGCGUCGUCCGGGAGCUCUGGGUCGACUACAACAAGCUGACGGGAACCGGAACCAGAAGCCUCGCGUUCGCAGUGCUUAAGAACCAGUCAUUGCAGUUGCUCAGCUUAAGCUACAACAAGAUCGGAGAGGCUACGAUGAAGCUGCUGUGCGACGCUCUGAGGAGGCGGUGCUGUACCAUUCAGUCCCUGAGGCUGUGCGGGACGGGGGUGACCAGCGCGGGCGUCAGGAACCUGACCUGGGCUCUCUCCGCCAACCGCUCGCUCACCGAGCUGGACCUCGACCACAACCGGCUGGGCGACCCGGGGGUCUCGCAGCUCUGCGCGGCCCUCAUCAGACCCGACUGCAGGCUUCGCACCCUCAGGCUCGGCAAUAACAAGCUGACAGCCCUGUGCACACUGCCGUUGACUCAAGUACUCAGCGCAAACCGUUCGCUCACGCAGCUCAGUCUGAGUUACAAUCGGCUCAGCACCGUGGGAUUGAGGAGGCUGUGUACAGCUCUGAGGGCACCAGCCUGUCAGAUCCAGAAACUGGAGCUCGAUGACAACGGUCUCCAAGACUCAUGCGCCAAGGAACUAGCCUCAGCCCUCAGUAGGAACCAAAAGUUGAAAGCACUAUAUUUGAACAGGAACAGCUUCAGUGACCAGUCCAUCCCUGCUUUCAGCCAUCUGGUAGACAGCUGCAAAAGCCUGAGAUACCUCUGGCUGUGGAGAAAUCAGUUCAGUGCGAACGGCCGGGCCGAGCUGCAGUCGCUCCAUCAAGACGUGCGCGGAGCCACCGUUUUUGUAUGAAUGCCGGAAGCCAUUUCUACUGCUCAAUAAAUAGUUGA
Molecule: messenger RNA, 2760 nt
Organism: Stegostoma tigrinum
Lineage: Eukaryota; Metazoa; Chordata; Chondrichthyes; Orectolobiformes; Stegostomatidae
Product: ribonuclease inhibitor-like
Exons: 11
Coding region: 1034-2722 (562 amino acids)
Biological process (GO): nucleocytoplasmic transport; positive regulation of inflammatory response; activation of GTPase activity
Cellular component (GO): perinuclear region of cytoplasm; nucleus; cytosol
Molecular function (GO): small GTPase binding; GTPase activator activity
Source: RefSeq, a predicted model, not a curated record